AGCAGCCACUCACUUUCUUACCCUGAAGCUAUAGCAUUCAGAGAGGGCGCGGGUGUGGACGUGAGGAGCCCGGAGCUCAGAUCAAACGCUUACGCUGGUGGAGAUGUGGAAGUCUGUAGUGGGUCAUGAUGUAUCUGUUUCCGUGGAGACCCAGGGUGAUGACUGGGACACAGACCCUGACUUUGUGAAUGACAUCUCUGAGAAGGAGCAACGAUGGGGAGCCAAGACCAUCGAGGGCUCUGGACGCAAAGAGCACAUCAACAUUCACCAGCUGAGGAGCAAAGUGUCGGAGGAGCAUGAUGUUCUCAAGAAGAAAGAGAUGGAAUCAGGGCCCAAAGCGUCCCAUGGCUAUGGCGGUCGGUUUGGAGUGGAAAGAGACCGAAUGGACAAGAGUGCCGUGGGCCAUGAGUACGUUGCUGAGGUGGAGAAGCACUCUUCGCAGACUGAUGCUGCCAAAGGCUUUGGGGGCAAAUUCGGAGUUGAGAGGGACAGGGCAGACAAGUCAGCAGUUGGCUUUGAUUACAAAGGAGAAGUGGAGAAACACACAUCUCAGAAAGACUACUCUCGAGGCUUUGGUGGCCGUUAUGGGGUGGAGACGGAUAAACGGGACAAAGCAGCUCUGGGAUAUGACUACAAGGGAGAGACGGAGAAACACGAGUCCCAGAGAGAUUACGCCAAGGGCUUUGGUGGUCAGUAUGGAAUCCAGAAGGACCGAGUGGAUAAGAGUGCUGUUGGCUUCAAUGAGAUGGAGGCCCCAACCACAGCUUAUAAGAAGACGACACCCAUAGAAGCAGCUUCCAGUGGUGCCCAUGGGCUGAAGGCAAAAUUUGAGUCCAUGGCUGAGGAGAAGAGGAAGAAGGAGGAAGAGGAGAAGGCACAGCAGGCAGCCAGGCAGCAACAGGAGCGCAAGGCUGUGGUGAAGAUGAGACAAGAGGUUCAGCAGCCAGUGGUUCCCGCAGAAAAGCCAGCAGCGCCAGCCCCAUUGCCCAAGAAAAUCUUCUCAGAGGCCUGGCCUCCAGCACAGAGUCACCCAGCACCAGAGCCCGAGCCUAUGAGAACUAGCAGAGAACACCCAGUGCCUUCCCUGCCCAUGAGGCAGAGUCCCCCGGAGGACCAUGAGGAGCCCCCAGCUCUGCCUCCUAGAACUCCAGAAGGCUUCCAGGUGGUGGAAGAGCCAAUAUAUGAAGCAGAGCCUGAGCCUGAGCCUGAGCCUGAGAAUGACUAUGAGGAUGUUGGGGAGAUGGACAAGCAGGAGCAGGAUAAUGAUCCAGAGGGGGACUAUGAGGAUGUGCUGGACCCUGAGGAUCCCUGUGUUCCCUCCACCCUGGCUAGACCAUCAGGCAGCCCAGCUAGGGCUGGGGCUAUGGGGAUCUCAGCUGUUGCCCUGUAUGACUACCAAGGAGAGGGAAGUGAUGAGCUUUCCUUUGAUCCGGAUGACAUCAUUACUGACAUUGAGAAGGUGGAUGAGGGCUGGUGGCGGGGACGUUGCCACGGCCACUUUGGACUCUUCCCUGCAAAUUAUGUCAAGCUCCUCCAGUGACUGACCUCACUAUCUACUACAGCUGUGACUCCCCAUGUCCAAAGUGGCUCUGCCUCCAUCCCAUCCCCAUUCCUGCUGCAAGUGCCUAACAGGAAGUCUUGGGUUACCCGAGGUUCUGGACAGACUUCCCUCUCCUGUUUCAUUAAGGCUUCAGGCCAAAACAGCAUGAGGAAGGAGGUCUCCUUCCCGAUGGUGUCCUCUAUGUCCUGGAAUAGCUCUUGGAUGUUUACAUUGUGGUCCUGCCUUCUUCCCCAGUAAUGCCCACUAUAAUGACUCCCCCAAUUCUGCUCUAUGCCCUUGUAAGCACUGGGCUUCCUGGUUUGCUUACCUGAGAAGGUGGGUCUAUUCUACCUGGUUGUGUUUUUGCCCACUUUUCUUUCCUUUGGAGAUAUUUCUGAGAUUCUUUUCUGUUCACUCCUAAAGUUGGAAAUAAAGUGGGACUUCUGUGCACCUCUGUGCUGAGGAAAAUAAAACUUCUUGUGCAGUC
Molecule: messenger RNA, 2027 nt
Organism: Ictidomys tridecemlineatus (thirteen-lined ground squirrel)
Lineage: Eukaryota; Metazoa; Chordata; Mammalia; Rodentia; Sciuridae
Gene: Hcls1
Product: hematopoietic cell-specific Lyn substrate 1
Biological process (GO): cell migration; regulation of actin filament polymerization
Cellular component (GO): plasma membrane; actin filament; cortical actin cytoskeleton
Molecular function (GO): actin filament binding
Source: RefSeq, a predicted model, not a curated record